AUGCUGGGCACCACGCCGUCUGCAGGCCAGCCAAGGCCGCAGAUGCCAUCAACACGGUCGAAACAAUCAAAAUCGAAACAACAACAAUACCAAUUACAACAACCAUACUCAUUCUCCUCAUCCUACCUCUCCUACCUCUUCCUCUGCCUAUUCUUUUGCCUAUUCUUCUCCUUCGCCAUCUUCUUCUCCACCUCCUUCCCGUCGCCCCACUCGUUGUCCCCAGACUGGCAGGAUGAGCCGCACACUCUGGCAGCCUGGAAUGUUCGUUCCCUUUUAGACAAUCCGAGGAGCAACCGACCGGAACGGAGGACGGCGUUAGUGGCACGAGAACUGGCGCGCUACAAGGUGGACAUCGCCGCACUCAGCGAAACCCGAUUCUCCGAACAAGGCCAACUGGAGGAGGUGGGUGCCGGCUACACCUUCUUCUGGAGUGGUCGACCCAGGGCAGAGCGACGAGACGCGGGUGUCGCCUUUGCCAUCCGGACCGACAUCGUGGGACGACUACCCUGUUUGCCGCAGGGAAUCAACGACCGCCUAAUGAGCCUCCGUCUACCUCUCCGGCGAGGAGGCAAGUUCGCCACCAUCAUCAGCGCCUACGCUCCGCCGAUGACCAGUUCCGAUGCCGUCAGAGACAAAUUCUACGAGGACCUGCACGCCCUCUUGGCGACUGUGUCGAAGGCGGACAAGUUUAUUGUCCUUGGCGACUUCAACGCCCGCGUCGGCACAGACCAUACCGCCUGGAGAGGAGUGCUGGGUCCUCACGGUCUCCGUGGCUCCAACGACAACGGACUGCUGCUUCUACGCACCUGCGCAGAACACCGCCUCAUCCUGACGAACAUGUUCUUCUGUCUGCCGGAGCGAGAGAAGGCCACCUGGAGGCAUCCUCGGUCGCGCCAGUGACAAGUGCUGGACUAUGUCCUCGUCCGGAGGCGAGAUCAGCGGGACGUGCUGGUGACGAAGGCGAUCGCGGGUGCUGACGGCUGGACCGACCAUCGCCUCGUCAUCUCGAAGAUGCGUAUUCGCCUACAGCCUCGCAGGAGACCACAAGGUAAGCGACCCCCAGGUAAGUUAAAUGUUGCUUUGUUGUCUUUGCCCGCACACCGUCCUCAUUUCAGCAAUGAGCUAGCCCAACGACUAGACAACCUUCCUAUCGCCGCUGACGCCGCCGCUGCCGAGAGCGCCUCCGUGGAGAACCGCUGGUGUCAACUGCGAGACAUGGUCUAGUCGACGGCGCUCGCCGUCCUCGGUCGCACUCCCCGCCAACACCAGGACUGGUUCGACGACAACGACGCCGCCAUCAGAAAUCUGCUUGCUGAGAAGAACCGCCUACACAAAGCCUACGUAGAUCACCCCACUGAGGACAACAAAGCUGCCUUCUACCGCAGUCGCCGCCAUUUUCAGCAAAGACUGCGCGAGAUGCAGGACGCCUGGACUGCUCGCAAAGCUGAGGAGGUCCAAGGGUACGCGGACCGCAACGAAUGGAAGAACUUCUUCUCUGCGAUCAAAGCUGUCUACGGUCCGCCGACGAAGGGCACUGCUCCUCUUCUCAGCGCCGACGGCAGUACUCUCCUGACUGAGAAGACACAAAUCCUGCAACGAUGGGCCGAGCAUUUCCGAGGCGUCCUCAUCCGCCCCUCCGUCACCUCCGACGCCGCCAUCGAGCGUUUGCCGCAAGUGGAGACCAACGUAGACCUCGACCUCCCGCCAUCUCUCCAGGAGACCAUCAGGGCCAAAUAACUCUGACAUUUCUUCUCAACCACCACUUCCAUCCUCCUCCUCCUACUCCUCCUCCUCCUCCUCUUCCCUCUCCUCCUCCAUCACAGCACGAACGGCGGCCGCUCAGGCGGCCGUCUCGCACAUCACCAACCGCGACACAACAACAGACACCACCCCCACCUAUUCUGACUCCAGCGAUGAGGACCAGGACUACACCCGCCCUCACUGCGACCGCACCUUCACCUCACACAUCGGCCUGGUCGGUCACUUGCGAAUCCAUUGCACAGAGACUGGCGAGCCAGUGCCUGGAGCACCAACCUAUACCCACCGCACUCGCCUCCACUGCCCACAUAGCCCUAGCACUUUCAGGCAUCGCAUGGGCCUAUCUGGCCACAUGCGCAUCCAUGAGAGCGGCAUUGACCGCACUCCCGACACACCCACGACAUCCAACACAUCCACCACGCCCAGACCCACACUUGCUUUACCGCCACACGCGCCCAUCACCACCACCACCACCACCACCACUGCUUCCUCUACAGCUGACACCGUCACCUCCGACCUCUCAAGCCCACAUUACCCACGCAAUUUCACCUCACGCAUCGGCCUGGUCGGUCACUUGCGAAUCCAUCGCACAGAGACUGGCGAACCAGUGCCUGGAGCACCAACCUAUACCCACCGCACUCGCCUCCACUGCCCACAUUGCCCUCGCACCUUCAGGCAUCGCAUGGGCCUAUUUGGCCACAUGCUCAUCCACGAGAGUGGCAUUGACCGCACUCCCGACACACCCACGACAUGCAACAGCUUCACCAUGCCCAGCCCCACACUUGCUUCACCGCCACACGCGCCCAUCACCACCACCACCACCACCAACACCACCGAAACCGCUGCUUCCUCUACCGUUGACACUGACACCGCCGGCCUCUCAAGCCCACAUUGCCCACACACCUUUACCUCACGCAUCGGCCUGGUCGGUCACUUGCGAAUCCAUCGCACAGAGACUGGCGAACCAGUGCCUGGAGCACCAACCUACACCCACCUUCGUGGACCUGACGAAAGCCUUCGACACGGUGAAUCGUGA
Spirometra erinaceieuropaei is the source of this 2794-nucleotide messenger RNA. Lineage: Eukaryota; Metazoa; Platyhelminthes; Cestoda; Diphyllobothriidea; Diphyllobothriidae. The record is from the annotation of a GenBank genome assembly.